CUGUAGUGUUCGUUGUGAGUAAAUAGGCAAAUUCAACCAAAGAUUUUUUGUCAUAAACAGUCCCAAGACGUAUCCUUGAAAUUAAUUUAAGAAAACCUUUACAAUGGAAGAAUCACCAAUCCCACCAAGAAUGCGACGUAGAUCGUGUUAUUCUCUAUGCCAAAGUGACUACGAAACGGCUGCAGAAGAUUCGGAUGGAAGUCUAUAUUAUUCGAUGUUUGAAGAUGAAGAGAAGGAAAAUGAUUCAGCCGAUAAGGAAAAUCAUCAAAUGACUCCGCGUAACGGCUUAUCGAGUCGCAAGACAUUGCUAGAACAAUGUCUACAAAAGAAUCUCAAUCACACUCCGCGUAAUGAAUUCAAUAAACGAAUUUCGUGCAACGUAAUUCCAAUCCUAUCGUCGUCGCCGACUAUGACAUUUCAUGGCGAAGUUGGAUUACAGGAGCCUGUUUUUGAAACAGAAAAUGAGGUCACGAAAAGAUCGAAAGACGAGGAUGCGUCCGGCAUGCCGACUUCUUCGUCGUCCACGGAUAAUGCCUCCGAAAUGUUUGAUUCUUUCAACAGAUCAACGCUAAACGAUGCAAAUGUUUCCGUUAGUACAGAAGUCGGCGAAGAAGACUUGAACAGAACAAUAAUUGGCGUAGCUACUAACGCUACAAAGGAUGAUCCCAUUGGAGAGGCGCAAGUUGGUGCAGUUGCUGUUACGUCAACUACGACAGCGUUCAUAAACUUGAAGACAACUGGUAUUCCAUGUGGACCGAAACGAUUCGGACCAGCUUCAAGUAAUCAAAAUGUUGGACUAUCAAAUCUUCCUGUUCCCAAAAAAAUAUCCAUUGCUGACCUGGCCAAUCCACCAGCAGCAACAACAACAAGAAACUCACACAUUCCAUCCUCCAAGAGAAUGUCACUAUUUUGUGGUCAUAGCACCGAGCACUAUGGAUAUUCGAAGCCGAAUGGCAAGUCUGGUAUUCCAAAAGUGUCACUGAUGUUAGCUAGAAACAAUUCAGUUUUGCCAUCAUCGUCGACGCAAUGCGUAUGCGAAUACUGUGACAAAAAAUUUGCCAAAAAGUCUAUUUUGGAUGUACAUCUUCUGGAUAAAUGUGAGAAAAUUCCGCCGGCUCGUCGUCGUCAGCUUUCGCGACAGCAAACCUACCCGAAUCAGAUUCCACAUUGACGACAUGCAUUUUUCGUUGUGUAAUUGUUUAAGAUUGCAAUUGGCGCUUUAAUAAUAAUUUGACGGAAAAUAAAAUGCAUGGAGUAGAAACCAAA
Messenger RNA from Bradysia coprophila, 1266 nucleotides. RefSeq lists its product as uncharacterized. Lineage: Eukaryota; Metazoa; Arthropoda; Insecta; Diptera; Sciaridae. The record is from RefSeq and is a predicted model, not a curated record.